This is a messenger RNA of Candidula unifasciata, 216 nucleotides long. Lineage: Eukaryota; Metazoa; Mollusca; Gastropoda; Stylommatophora; Geomitridae. The record is from the annotation of a GenBank genome assembly.
AAACUGUUACCAGCUUACUUUGAUCCGUGGAAUGAUCUGGCAACAUCACUUCCCAUUUUAUUUAAAGAAAAAACAUUUAGACAGGCCGUAGACAGGCUGCCUCUUUUAGACCAUAAUAAGCUCACUGGACAUCAUCAGCUGAGGCUUGCCCACCUUCAACUGGCUCUGAUCACUUGUGGUUAUGUGUGGCAGAACGGAGAAGCUGGGGUGGUAAAA